Molecule: messenger RNA, 2918 nt
Organism: Anoplopoma fimbria (sablefish)
Lineage: Eukaryota; Metazoa; Chordata; Actinopteri; Perciformes; Anoplopomatidae
Exons: 6
Coding region: 60-941 (293 amino acids)
Source: RefSeq, a predicted model, not a curated record
ACGGGCCAGGGGCCGGCGGCUGCCCUGGACUACUUCCUCUCUACUGUCACCUGGGGAGGAUGAGCAGACAGGGACAGUGGGAAUGGCUGAGCGACUCGACCUCCCUGCUCCCGCCGUGCAACGGUGCUGUAAGUUACUACUCUCAAUUUGGACGGACGCCGGGUUUUACAUCCGCUGCGGGGCAACGUUUCCGCAAGAUUCUGGAUGAGCAUCUGGACCUGUUCCGCUGGCCCGAGGGCACCAAGGCGGACAGAGAGCUGUCUGUAAAAGACGAGGGAGGACGACUGUACCACUGGAUCCUCCCCUCCUUCUUCCAGCUGCUCAAAGACCUGGUUCAGGAGGGGAGGGAGUUCGCCGUCGUGUUCCGUACGUUUGGAGCUGACCUACCUCGUGUGCUGAGUGCCGUAUCCAGAGCACUGAACGAAGGGGCUCAUCCACUGUUCCCUGAUCUGCCCGAUCUCAAGGUAGAAUUAAAUGUGAAUAUGACUCCGGGCAAGAUCCGCUGCAGCAAGAAGGGAACCGUCCUGAGCCGAGCCGAGGAGCGCCUGUCCACUCGCGAUGGAGACAGAGGCCUGUACCAGUACCUGAGCUCAGUCCAGGACCUGGGGGGCUUUCAGGACCACUUUGACUGGUGGGCCAGUAAUACCUUCUCCAUCCGUGGGGGGAAGCCGCUGUGGGUCGACCCCUUUGAUCAACAUGUUCAGCACAUCUUCAUAGACGACAACAUCCGACAGAACGACGAGGACACCAUCGUUCAUCCCAAGGUUUUCCUGGACCCAGGUGGCGCUGAGACUCGCACAGCCAGCACCUCUGAGCUGUAUGACCUCGCGCUGGUCCAGACCAACCUCCUCCAGGCCAUUUCUCAGCCGGACUACUUCACUCAGCGCGUCCACAUCUGCCUGGAAAACUACGAGAGGAAUCUCCAGCAGGGGGCAGGCUAGAACACAGUUCACCUGUAUGUCUGCACCAUCAACCUCCAGUGUAGGGUUCCAUUAACCCAGACUCCACAAUCCCAGUAGCCAUGUAGGUUGGGCUAUUAAACACAAAGGCUGAUGACGUACUGAAGGACCGGAGGUCAUCGGACCACUAAUGGAAGAAGUUUUCAUAUGGAGGAAGGUAACAGGAAUAAAUAGGCAGAUAAAGAAGGAUCAGUUAUUAUGGAACAAUGGCAGCUAGAUGAGCAGUUUCAUCUCACACUGUUCAUCACUAGCAUUGUAUCUCCUCCAGGGGAGCAGUCAAAGGAUGUCAGAUUAAACACAGGGCACUUCACAAAUAGAUUGUACUUGUCUACUGUCCUGAGGUGAACCACCACAAAAAAGUGUUAUUGGCUUGAUUAAGCACUUAAGUGGCCAGACCAGAGUCUUUGAUUGCAUCAAAGACUCAGCUACUAAUCACGCCACGGGAUAAUUGCCCCAACUCUCUGACAUUUGUGUCAGACAGCAUAAUUGGGGUCAGGUAUGGUGGAAAAAAAAAACCUUCAAGUCUUGCGUUCUUGGCUAGCCAGUAGAAUCUUCGUAUGCCAUCCUCAGGGUGUGAUGCUCUCCUGUAGCUUCUCCCUUUAGAUGGUUUCAAUUUAGUGUUGAUCAUCGUCUGCAUUGUUUACAUCCGUUUAGAACUGAAAGGUUAUACUUGAACACGCCUCGAUGACUGAAAAAGUAUGUUUUCUAACAAAAGGGUAUUACCUCAAUGCCCACUAUAAACACAUUCUAAAGACAUUGCAUCAGAUACCGACUUCAACUGUAAUCUAAUGUGACUGUAUUUCUGGUGGGAAUAACAAAAGACACCUUAUUGGAUACAUAAUUAUUUCCUGAUGUGAUCAGGUUAGAGUAAUCCAUAUCCAUGAUGGAUUAGUCAGAGCAGUUCAUACAGUAUGUAUAGAGUGAUCUAUAGACAUAUCAUUAGGUUGAACGUGGGUUUUGGAUGUGUUUUUAAUAAAAACAUCCUUGGGUUACACAUUAAAUAAGUUGAAUGUGUGUGUAGCUUAUGGUUAUCUUUUGCUUUUAAGGGUUUUUAGAUUUAUUUAUUGUUAAGCUUUCAGGGAGAUUUUUAAUAUCCAUUUCUUUCCUCAGGUCAAAAUGUAGAGAGACAGAUGAAUGGAAACGAUAUAAAUAAGUUGAGGAAAAUACUCUAAUGCAGGUUUAAAAGUGGAGUGAUGAUAUCAGUGAUGUACCUUUUCAUUACAUGGAUUACCGUUAAUGGAGAAGAUGCAAGUGAAUACAUUAAUAAGACUAGAAAGGAGCACUCCGUAGAGUUCAGACCUCUGGCAGUGCCAGGUGUGUCUGCAAAGACCACUGCUGUGUUGUGUAAUUGAAUGAGUACAACCUUAAAAUCCUAAUGAUACCUGUCCCUAUUGAUCAUGCAGCCAUAACCUGGCACCCAAAAAUAUAUAAUGCAGUUUGCUGAAGCAGAAUGCGAGAUAAGCUGACUCACACAAAAUGAAAACAUCUGUAAUAAAGUAUGCAAUACACCACGCAGUAGGUUUGUCACAGCAUCACAACAUUGACUUUGUAAUAUUGAUUUUAUAUUGCCAUGCUUUAUGGUCUGUAGGCUUGGUAAUAACCACUGAAGCUAAUCAUCACUAUGUUUAUAUGAGCUCGCAGGAGGACUGAGUUUUGCACUGGAUAUGUUAGGACGCCAUUUAGUUGUCAGCCAGCUUGGCUCUGCCCAUGAAGAGUUUUGCACACUCAACUGUACUGAAGCAAUCUCAAAUACUUUGAUAUUGUGCACUGAAGUGUCAUCACAUCAUGUGGUUACCAUGGAUUCUGAUGCUGCCACGAAUUUGAAUGCGCAUUGCAUAAAAAAAACUUGAAAACUGUCAUUUAUUUAUUUUUCUGAUGCUAAAUGUUUCCCUUCACUGUUAAAUAAAUUGCUGUGUUUUCUGAUGAACUGUUUGUUUUUUUGCAUAAUGACAACUAAAG